Messenger RNA from Caenorhabditis briggsae, 387 nucleotides. NCBI's taxonomy places the organism in Eukaryota, Metazoa, Nematoda, Chromadorea, Rhabditida, Rhabditidae. The transcript has 5 exons. The coding region runs from base 1 to 387 and encodes 128 amino acids. The record is from RefSeq and is a predicted model, not a curated record.
AUGGUUCAAUUAAAACAGAAAGGAACGAGUUCCUCGAAAUUUCUAGAAAAAUGUGUUGUCAUCGGUCAAGAAAACGGGAAAAAUGAGAAAGAUGAAACUCGUCAAAACAACAGGAAAAAGGAUCUAGGUGAAAUUGAAUUAUUAUCAGUAGAAACCGAGAGUGAAAGACAAGUGGAACGAGACAAGUGCAAAAGAAAAAGUGAACGGAAAAGUGAGGAAAGAAGAAGAAGCUCGAUGGUUUUUUUCCGGCUGCCUCAAGUACACUUUUACAUAUCACACGCACAUCUCACGCAACUGUCGCGUAGAAAUACACACAAUCCGGAGAGAUGGUGCCAUCAUGAAAUUGAGAAAAAAAACAAUAUAAUAAAUAUACUUCUUAUACUAUAA